This is a messenger RNA of Actinia tenebrosa (Australian red waratah sea anemone), 5390 nucleotides long. RefSeq names its product proprotein convertase subtilisin/kexin type 5. Gene Ontology annotation, molecular function: serine-type endopeptidase activity. Lineage: Eukaryota; Metazoa; Cnidaria; Anthozoa; Actiniaria; Actiniidae. The record is from RefSeq and is a predicted model, not a curated record. Gene Ontology annotation, biological process: protein processing. Gene Ontology annotation, cellular component: trans-Golgi network; Golgi membrane.
CACCAGCGUAACUUUCUGUAUCACAUUCGUGUAUGUCACUCACAGUUGCCGAGGUCAAAAUCAUAGUCUCGUGUAAACGUGUUCUUUCACGAAUACGCUGUUUUCUAGUCAAGUUUUUUAUGUUUCUUUUUAGGCCUUUAUGGCAGCAAUUUCAAGAAUUUAAUUGUUAGUGAUCGAAUAUGCAGUUACAUCAAGUAACUGCAAGAAUUAUUGUAUUAAUUUCGUAUCAAAUCGUCCAUUUCACAAUUUCGACUACGAUCGACAAUUCAUAUUCUAAUACAUGGGCAAUACAAAUCGAUGGAGGAAAGGAAGAAGCCGAUAGAAUAGCAAAGAAACUCGGGUAUAUCAAUACAGGACAGAUUGGUARUCUAGAAGGGUUUUUCGUUUUUCGACACGACUCCCAUCCAAGGAGAUCAAAACGAAGCGUAGAGGAGAAGACUACAUUACUUUAUGAAGACACGAAGGUUCGAUGGGCGAAACAACAAGUCAUAAAGAAAAGAGUAAAACGAGAGUCAUACGAUCCGAAAUUCAACGAUCCCUACUUUCCUAAACAGUGGUACUUAAAUAAUACGAAAGCACCAUUUGAAGGUUAUGACCACAAUGUACUGCCCGUAUGGAAACAGGGGAUAUUUGGUACAAAUGUUGUAGUAUCUAUCUUAGACGAUGGAAUUGAACACUCCCAUAAAGAUUUAAUAGAAAAUUAUGAUCCCAAGGCAAGCUAUGAUUUCAACUCUAACGAUGCAGAUCCCAGUCCACGACGGACAUGGAAUGAUGAAAAUAGGCAUGGCACUAGAUGCGCUGGAGAAGUUGCAGCUCAAUUUAAUAACAGUUUUUGUAAUGUAGGUGUUGCACCCAAAGCCAAGAUUGGUGGAGUGCGGAUGCUUGAUGGAGAUGUGACAGAUGCAGUCGAAGCAAGUUCUCUAAGCUUGCAACCUCAGCAUAUCGAGAUCUAUAGUGCUAGUUGGGGCCCUGAUGAUGACGGAAGAACAGUCGAUGGUCCAGCACAGUUAGCAAAGAAGGCGUUUAUUGAUGGUAUCACCAAGGGUCGUAGAGGACUGGGCUCUAUUUACGUGUGGGCAUCAGGUAACGGUGGCCGUGCACGUGAUAACUGUAACUGUGACGGCUACACCAAUAGCAUCUACACGCUUUCAAUUAGUUCAGCUACUGAACAUGGAGGUUCACCUUGGUAUUCUGAAGCAUGUUCUUCUACAUUAGCUACAACAUUCAGUAGUGGAUCUUGGGGCAUGAGAAAGAUAGUCACGACUGAUCUUGGUAAUACAUGCACAACAUCUCACACGGGGACGUCAGCCUCUGCUCCACUAGCUGCUGGGAUAUUGGCUCUAGCCUUGGAAGUCAAUCGAAACUUGACUUGGAGAGACAUGCAACAUUUAGUGGUUAGGACAUCCAAAAUGGAUAAACUGCACGCCACAGAUAUUACAAUGAACGGUGUGGGUCGUCAUUUUAGCCACAAGUUUGGAUAUGGUUUGCUGGACGCCGAAGAACUGGUGAGGUUGGCGCGUAUCUGGGAAACYGUUCCUCAACAACACGUGUGCCAUGAGUUACCUGAUGCAAAACAAAGGACUAUUCCUAGCACAGGACGUUUGACAGUUACUACUCAAGCUCGUGGAUGCCAAGGCACAGAAAACAGUGUAAAAUACCUUGAACAUGUAGAGGCAGUUGUAUCUCUUUCAUUCACUAAACGUGGUGAUCUUGCUUUGUACCUAACCUCACCAAGUGGUACCAAGUCUACUUUGUUGGCAAAGCGGUUGAGAGAUAAUUCUAGAAGUGGUUUUCAUGACUGGGCCUUCAUGACAACACAUGCAUGGGAAGAAAAUCCAGAGGGCACUUGGACUUUAGAAAUUGAGAAUUUAGGGCCAAGCUCCAACACYGGCAAACUUCACAGCUGGUCUUUGGUGUUGUAUGGUACAUCAAAAGACCCUAAUCCUUUAACAUCUCGUAAACAACCAGUACCUGCAUGUGAUGUGGAAUGUAAAGAUGGAUGUACAGGAUCUCUGCCUGAUCAGUGCACGGAAUGCAAGAACUUCAAACGUAACUUAACAGGGGAGUGCGUUAGUUCAUGUCAGUUUGACCGAGAAUACUUGGAUGUUAAAGAAAAACAAUGCAAGCCGUGUAGUGCAGCGUGUGGAAGAUGUGAAGGUCCUAGUAACAGCAAUUGUUUAUCUUGUUUGGAUCCUUUACUCCUAAUGGAUCACAAAUGCAUUAGCACGUGUCCACAAGGCUCGUUCAAAACAAACCAAAAAUGCGAAAAGUGCUCGGGAUCCUGUAAAACGUGUGUAAGUAAAGCUACUCAAUGCACCUCCUGUGAUCCUCAUGCGAAGCUUGUUGGUACACAAUGUCAGCACAAAUGUCCAACCAGGCAAUUCAUGAAUGACGGAAAGUGUGUCCCCUGCCAUCCUUCUUGCUUAGAAUGUUCAACGUCAGGCUCACAAAGUUGCACUAAAUGUGGAAAUCAUAAAGACGUUGCUGGAAAGGUUGUUCCUCUGUUCUUACAUCAGGGAGUAUGUCUAAAAUCAUGUCCUCCUGGAACUUAUGCAAAUACUUCAAAUCAACUCUGCAAACCAUGUGCUUCGUUGUGUAGUGAAUGCAAAGGCCCUGAUGAUAAGGACUGUCUGUCAUGCUCUUCUGGACGUUUUAGAUUGGGUGCAGGCAAAAGUGGUACGUGCGUUCAAGCAUGCCCUGAUGGUUAUUACUCACAGCAAACCCAUGGUGUUUGUAUUGCAUGCAGUUCAUCAUGUCUGUCUUGUGACCAGAAAGAUCCAACCAAGUGCAAAUCAUGUAAUCAUGGCUCAUUCCUUGACAACUACCAAUGUGUUGCUGCAAAUGACUGUUCAGAUGGAACUUAUGCAAACUAUACCUUGAAGGCUUGUGACAGCUGCUUUAGCGUCUGUUCGGCCUGUACCGGGCCUGCUCCAGAACAGUGUUCAGCAUGUAUUCAAGGUUAUCAUUUAAUCAAUUCAAGCUGUGUCAUUCGUUGUCCAGCCAAAACCUACCUUUAUUCAAGUGAUAACAGUUGCAAGCCUUGUCCUUUGUCCUGUUCUGCGUGUUAUGGUGCUACUGACGAUAYCAUCCAUUGUCUGUCCUGUGAGCCCAAGUCUGUUCUCCUUCGGUCCAAGUGUUUCAGUAGCUGUCCUGCUGGGACAUAUCACAACCAAACUGAUAAUCAAUGUAUAGAUUGCCAUAUGUCAUGUGCAACUUGUAAUGGCAGCUCACCUGAAAAUUGCAUGUCAUGCAAAGGUGGACAGGUUUUGAAUGGAACAACCUGCUUGUCKAAAUGUUCAGAAGGAGAAUAUUUAGCCAACAGUAGCUGCCUUAAAUGUCCGCCUUCUUGUUGGACUUGUACCGGACCAACUGCCAAAGACUGUACAAGCUGCAAGGGAGUUAAGUUUUUGGAUGUCACAUCCAAAUCUUGUUCAUACGAAUGUCCUGAUGGGUACUUUGGAGAAGCAGAAACUGCCUUGUGUAGGCCAUGUCCACCUGGUUGUAAAACAUGCCAAGAAUCUGGCAAGUGUACGUCCUGCAACAGUGGUCUAGUCAWUCACAACAAUCAGUGCAAGACGUUCUGUCCUGUAGGAUUCUUUUUAAAAAAAGAAACAAUGUCAUGUGAUAAAUGUGAUUCGUCAUGCCUUGACUGCAUAGGAACACAAGAGCAAUGCAUUAAAUGUAAUGGAGAACGCUUCCUUGAUGGUYACAAAUGCACAAGUGUCUGUCCAAAAGGCACCUAUUUUAUCAAGCAAGUAAGGAAGUGUGGGAAGUGUCAUGUAUCUUGUGACRAAUGCACAGGCCCUGACGAGGAUGAAUGUACCAAAUGCAACAGCUCUUAUUUAAAGGUUUACCGGAUGUGUUUGAAAGAUUGUCCAUCACAUUACUAUUAUAAUGCUGCCCACAAGCAGUGCGAACCAUGUGACUAUUACUGCCAAAUUUGUAAAGAAGGGAAUGGUUUACAGAACUGUAGUAGAUGUCUUCCCCCUUUCGUCCUACAUAUGCACUACUGUGUUCGAGAGUGCCCUAAAAAAGGAUGGUUCCUCAAUACUGAAACACAGUCAUGUACCAAAUGUCAUCCUUCAUGUCAAGAGUGUAUUGGCCCAUCAUCAAGUGACUGUACUUCAUGCACAAGUUCCUUAGCUGUUCUUAAUGGGUUUUCAUGUCGAGAGGACUGUCCAAGUGGCAUGUUCAAGAACCUUAAGACAAAACUUUGUCAAACAUGUCAUCCAAACUGUGAAUUAUGCUCUAAUGAAGGACYGCAUAGUUGUACUAGCUGUGUGAAAAGCUUAGUGUUACAUGUUGAUAAAGAAGGUAAAGGCACUUGUAUUUCAUCUUGUCAACCAGGCUAUUACAAAGACGUAUCAAAAUGUCGUUCAUGUGAUAAUUCCUGUCAGACUUGCAAUGGUCCAGAUAGUACUAACUGCUUGAGUUGUCCUUCUGAUCAUGUGUAUUAUAAAAAUACAUGCAGAAAAGGCUGUCCCUCUACAACAUUUGAUGAUAAUACUUCUCAGAUAUGCAAAAGUUGCCAUUCGCUUUGUAAAACCUGUGUUGGGUCAUCUUCACACCAGUGUACUUCAUGUUCCUCGUCUCUCUUCUUGGAGGAUUCCACGUGUGUAAUUCGAUGUUCAUCAAAGUUKAUUGCCAAUGUUGAAACUAGAGUUUGCGAGCCAUGCAAUGAUAAUUGCCCUGAUGUGUCUGGAAAACCUAAAAAUCGAUCCAUUCAAGAUCCAAGUGCACAGACAUUAAAGGUUCUCCUUCAGGACCCUAAGAGUAGCGGAUUACUAGCAUUUGUAAUCAUGUCUAUCAUACUAUGUCUCGCACUCUUUAUUAUCUUGUUUGGUGUUCUACAGUCAUGGUCAAUGGGAUACAUUUGUCGAAAAACGAAGUACACCAUACUUAAAGCAGAAGACUUCAAUGAAAGUAAUGAAGACAAGCAAUCACUAAUGGAUGGUGAAUGGCAAGAUGAUGAAGUUUGAACUUAACACAAUGAAAUUUCAUCCAUUGUCACAGGCAGCCCMAGAAAUGAGUUUUUAAAAAACCUAGAGUUUUAUAAGAGAAUUUAAAAGAAUUCAAAAUAAAGAAUAACACAAAUUAAUGUUCUUCAUUUUGAAUUCAAUAUCCAAAUUGUCGUUAGGAGGAAUUAAAAAGAAAAUUAAGAACAUAGCGAUGAUCAUUAAAAUGUUUUAAAAUAAAGAUCCACUAAGGUUUAGUAUUAUUAUUUUUUGUAUUUUUAUCUUUUGAUUCCUUCUAUUAAUAAAAAGCUAUUAUUAUAUGACCGUGAAUCUUAGAGCCUGGACACUAGCAAAUCGAGCAAUCUGAUUGGAUAGAUCACAUCGCGGACUGGUCUAGAUUCUCCGGUAUUAACCRGUCCGAUCGCAUAUUAAUCU